GCAACCAAGAGCAUAUGACUACGAGAGUUCAUAGACCACUUUAUCAUCAGCUCGUUUCAUUUUCCAAACAAUGGAUCCUGAACAAACGACUCCAGUUCCGAUACCCAGAUAUGACUAUUUUUACCUCACGAGGGUCCAUGAUGAUGCUCUUAAAUAGCCUAAUUCAACCAUGCAUGUUCACAGUUAUCACCAAUAAUGUUGGUGUCACCCAUGGCUUAAUUAAGCUUGAAAGCGGAGCCAAUCGUAUCAUGACGACAAGUAGCAAUGAAGGAUCAAGCGAAUACUGCAAGGCACUAUCAAUCGAACGAUUCAAUCGGCUAGUCGGAUUUGAUCUAGUAAAGACAGAAACAGAAAUGAAAGUAGCAGAAGAACUUUUGUUUGAAUUGAAUCCAGAAGUUACUUCCGUCAAGAGUAUUUCAGACGCAGAGAAGUCAUUGGCUUUUACAAUGCCAUCAGCAUUGCACUUGAAUCUUCGAUCAUCGAUUCCUUUCUGCUUUAACUGGGUAGUCAUCGAAUCAAGUUCAGUUUGUCCUGGCCAGAAAGAGAUGUCGUGGUAGCGGCUGCGUAGGUACUUGAUAGUGAACUUGAUGCAGCUGUCAAAUAAAUAUAAUCUGUAGCAAGAUUCAGACUUUUGGAUAAUAUUAAGACCAUUGCUGUCAUAGAUGUAGUCAGUUCUAAAAAUAAAUGAAUCUUGUGUUCGAGUCUUUACUUCUUUUACUUACAAGGUUUUACAAAUAUUAACAACAAGCUUUUUUUCUGCUACAAGAAUGGACUCAUCCAACUCAGCACGAUCAAGAAGAUCUACGCUUGUGUACAUUUCAUUAUUGCUACUCUAUCUUAAUAGUAGUAAUAUUAGCCUCUUUGCUUUAAUAUCUUGUUUGAUUGUCAAAUUAACAUACGGAGUCAAAUAUGGCCAUACACAUCUGAAUUAGAGAAGAGCUUAUUUUCUUGGCUGUGAUUGAUGACAUUUCUUGAAUUAUUCUGGCAUACAACUCGGGAGGCAAAUACUCUCUUUGUCCAACCAGCUUUCGACUAAUACUACGGGUGCUAU
Messenger RNA from Rhizopus microsporus ATCC 52813, 1051 nucleotides. RefSeq lists its product as uncharacterized. The transcript is spliced from 2 exons. Bases 15 to 557 code for a protein of 180 amino acids. NCBI's taxonomy places the organism in Eukaryota, Fungi, Mucoromycota, Mucoromycetes, Mucorales, Rhizopodaceae. The record is from RefSeq and is a predicted model, not a curated record.